This is a messenger RNA of Penicillium robsamsonii, 1002 nucleotides long. RefSeq lists its product as uncharacterized. NCBI's taxonomy places the organism in Eukaryota, Fungi, Ascomycota, Eurotiomycetes, Eurotiales, Aspergillaceae. Gene Ontology annotation, molecular function: oxidoreductase activity, acting on the CH-OH group of donors, NAD or NADP as acceptor. The transcript is spliced from 2 exons. The record is from RefSeq and is a predicted model, not a curated record. Bases 1 to 1002 code for a protein of 333 amino acids.
AUGUCGACCCUUGACCUUAUCACCAAAUACGCCGAAACAGCUCUAUCCCACCUCCCAGAGCCCACCCAACUUUUUUUCCGCAAUCCAACAGCCCAAAAGGCUCUGGGCGUUAUCGCCGGCCUCGUCCUGCUCCGCGCUACAAACCGCUUCUUUUCAAAACGCAGUCUGCAAAACUGGACCUCCAACCACCCAUGGAUUCCAGCCCGCGAGCUCAUCUUGCUCACCGGCGGCUGCAGCGGAAUCGGCAAGCAAGUCAUGGAAGACCUAGCGCGCACAGGCGUGCGCGUAAUCAUCCUCGAUAUUAAUGAGCCAACAUUCACACUCCCCGCCAACGUCACCUUCUACAAGGCGAAUAUCACUUCCUCGGCUGAUAUCGCCGAUGUGGCGCGCACAAUCCGUGAUAACCACGGCGAGCCCACAGUUUUGAUUAAUAACGCGGGCGUGGGACAUGAGGGGACCAUCCUCGAGGAGCCCGAGGAGAAGAUUCGCCAGACUUUCGAGGUGAACACCAUUUCCCAUUUCCUGAUGGUUAAGGAGUUCUUGCCGGCUAUGGUCAAGGCGAAUCAUGGUCAUGUUGUUACGGUUGCUAGUAUGGCGAGCUUUGUGGUGCUCGGUGAGAUAGUGGAUUAUUGUUGCACCAAGGCUAGUGCGCUUGCUUUCCACGAGGGACUGCGUCAGGAAUUGAAGCAUUGGUAUAAUGCGCCUAACGUGCGCACUAGUGUGAUUCACCCCUUGUGGGUGCGUACGCCCAUGAUCAAGAUGCUCACGGAUCACGAGGCGCAUUUAAGACAGCCUAUCAUGACCCCCCAGGUCGUAUCGGAGGCUAUCUGUAAGCAGAUCUUGACUCAGACCAGUGGCCAGGUUAUCUUGCCUGCUAGUCAGUCGAUGGCUAGUUUGGUGCGUGCUAUGCCGGCUUGGAUGCAGGAGGGAGUGCGCACUUUCGCGUCGAACGCGUUGAUUAAGAUGCGUGUUGCGCAGCAAGCGGAGGAGAAGGCCCAGUAA